This is a messenger RNA of Dinoponera quadriceps, 1785 nucleotides long. RefSeq names its product superoxide dismutase [Cu-Zn]-like. Lineage: Eukaryota; Metazoa; Arthropoda; Insecta; Hymenoptera; Formicidae. Gene Ontology annotation, molecular function: superoxide dismutase activity; copper ion binding. Bases 246 to 896 code for a protein of 216 amino acids. The transcript is spliced from 3 exons. The record is from RefSeq and is a predicted model, not a curated record. Gene Ontology annotation, biological process: removal of superoxide radicals.
GGCAGCUCCUUGAUCGGCGCGAUCGUUAUCGCGAGCAAGUGGAUGAAUCUCGGCUGCCAGGUCCUCGUUGCAAUCGAGCCGAGAAGGAGAGGAGAGGCAUCGCAGGGGAGGAGGAGGCGCAGUAGAUCUCGUAGGCGCCGUCGAGUCCUGCCGUCAGAGCCGCUUUAUCCUCCGAUCGACUUGGAGGACUGCUCGUGAGGACCAGGAACUCGCUGUUACAUCAGGCCGGCGCUUUCGCUCGCGAGAUGAUGUGGCGGCUGUCGAUAGUGAUCGCGAUGAUCGUGACGGCGCGGGCCGGACCGUACGACAGGAUGGCGGUCUCGAUGAACGAUCGGACGCUGUUCAUCAGGAGCCUGCCGGGCUAUCCUGGGACCAGGAGCGAUCUCUACGAGGUCUACAUGGAGCCGUAUUACUUCGCGGUCGGCUUGAAGGCCGUGGUGGAACUGAAAGCUCUCGGUGAUGACGGCUCACCGGUGGAUGGACCCCGAGGGAUCCUAACCCUGGAGCAACAUCCCGAGGGGGUCAGGGUCACAGGUACGAUCUCGGGCUUGAGCCCGGGCUUGCACGGCUUCCACGUGCACGAGAAGGGGGAUUUGACGAAAGGCUGCAAUUCGGCCGGGCCGCAUUUCAACCCGUACAUGGUGAAUCACGGAGCGCCCAGCGAUCCGUUGCGUCACGUCGGGGAUCUCGGCAACAUCGAGGUCGGGCAGGACGGCACGGUGCGUAUAGACGGCUUCGAUCACUAUCUGAGUCUGGUGGGUGUCCGAGGUGCGAUCGGCCGGGCCCUGGUGGUCCACGAGAAACCUGACGACCUCGGCCGCGGCGGGACCGAGGAGAGCACGAAGACCGGAUCGGCCGGCGCCCGCCUCGCCUGCGGUGUCAUCGGGUUCUUGUAAUGGGAUUUGCAUACUGCGAAUUCGGCUGCCGCACGCUGAAAGCCGAAAGCUGCGAAUCCGCGUAAAAGCGCGUAUUUGCGCUGCGCAAAUGGCGCUCGACGGUAAGCGCGUUUAACGGACGGCAGGAGGCUCCUUGGUAAAAAUGGGGACGAUCCUCUUGCUCGGGAAGUUCGGUCGACCUUCUCUCACUCUUUCCGCGGUUCCCGGAACAUUUGAGUGAAUCUAUUUUAUCCGUGGUUUUCUUUAGUUUCUUCCCGCGAAGAAAUCGUUUCUUCAUUCUUUCGACGGAUUUUUUCGGCUUCUUUUCGCGGAAGAAUUGACAAAGAAGAAACACAUUUUAUUCAAGACUAUAGGUGAAUUAUGUUGCGAAUUUCGAAUGCCGCUUCAGUCGGAAAGUCCUAUAGUUUUAAAGUUGAAUGAAUGUGUACAUUAAAACUGGAGAAAAUCUAAACGGAGACGUUUCUCCCCACUGAGAAAUCUGAUCAACCACCGCGUUUGUUUAGUUUCAAACACGUUCGAGUUAAUUACUUCGAAAAUUGGAUACCUGAGGUUGGAGAAUUUAUUGGAACAGAGAAAGAGAGAGAGAGAGGAAGAGAGAGAGAUCACUUGAGGCUAUUUCAAGAGCAAGAUUUCGUUAUCGACUCGCAUUCCUAAAGUGCGUGCGGUUCGCUGAAGUUCUCUCCCUCUCUUCUUGAUUCGCGAACGUGCAGCAGAAGAGAACUGUUUAAUAUUAGGUAAUGUUCAGAUGAAUUCGCGCACACCGUCGGCUUUUAGAGUGCAGCGGUGCGCAUUAGCGCGCAUUCGCAACCGAAUUCGCUAAUAGAGAGAUGUUGUACGCUGUAAUUCCGUCCACUACUAAUUUAAUUGCGUCCAUUUGUACCGAUCAAUA